CUCUCACUUCAACAGAGGAAGAAGCUCAGACGUCACACUGAGAUACAACCAGCAGUAGCUGCUUCACCACUAAUCACACAUUAAAACAACUAGCUACUACAAGCUAACCUAGCCUGCUACAUGGUUCGCCUUUGAUUGUACAUCCGGAUCUGUCAAUCUGCAAGAAACAGACGUCAGGUUUAUAGACAGUGAAAAGCGGCUACUAAAAUUACUGCCAUAAACUGCUACCGUGGCCUCUUCUUGCAUCCAGCUGGCAGGCUAUUUUGGCUAGCUAGCAAAGCCAGCGAUAGCAAACUCUGCCUUGGCUAGCGAAAAGCUAGCCAGCUAGCUAGCUAGCUACUCACAUCGCUAACAGUAGUUAGCUAGCUAGCGAGCUAUAGUAACUUGCGUCAUGGAUGAACUAGUCGUGGAAGUGAGAGGAACAAGUGGGGCCUUUUAUAAGGCCUUUGUGAAGGAUGUUCACGAUGGAUCCGUUACUGUGGCUUUUGAAAAUAACUGGCAGCCGGAACGUCAGAUCCCAUUCCAGGAUGUACGUUUUCCUCCUCCAACAGGGUUCUGCAAGGAGAUAAAUGAGAGCGAUGAAGUCGAGGUAUAUUCCAGGGCUAAUGACAAGGAGCCUUGUGGCUGGUGGCUGGCCAAGGUCCGCAUGGUCAAAGGAGAGUUUUACGUUAUAGAGUACGCCGCAUGCGAUGCUACGUUAAAUGAGAUAGUGACCCUGGAGCGGUUAAGGCCAGUCAACCCAAAUAAAGCAGCCACUAAAAACACCUUCAUCAAAAUCAGGCUGGAUGUACCGGAGGAUUUACGGCAGAUGUGCUCCAAGGAGUCAGCGCACAAAGACUUUAAAAAGGCAGUGGGAGCAUUCAGUGUCACCUACGACUCAGAGAAGAAACAGCUGGUCAUCUUGUCAGUGAAUGAGGUCACAACAAAGAGGGCCAACAUGAUGAGCGACAUGCACUUCAGGAGCCUGCGCACCAAACUGUCUCUUAUGCUGAGGAACGAAGAGGCCAGCAGACAACUGGAGAGUUCCAGACAGCUUGCAUCUCGCUUCCACGAGCAAUUUGCUGUUCGGGAUGAUUUAAUGGGUCUGGCUAUUGGAACGCACGGGGCCAAUAUUCAGCAAGCUCGUAAAGUCCCUGGAGUCACUAACAUAGACCUGGACGAAGAGACAUGCACCUUCCACAUAUAUGGAGAGGACCAGGAUGCCGUUCGUUUAGCCAGGAGUUUCCUGGAGUUUUCUGAAGAUGUCAUCAAAGUUCCUCGAAACUUAGUAGGGAAGGUGAUCGGCAAGAACGGGAAACUGAUCCAGGAAGUGGUUGAUAAGUCUGGUGUGGUGCGGGUUCGCAUUGAGCCAGAGAAUGACAAAAAGCCCUCUGCAGCAGCAGCAGCAGCGGCAGAUGAGGGCAUGGUGCCAUUUGUAUUUGUGGGUACAAAGGAAAGCAUCUCCAACGCUACAGUUCUGCUGGACUAUCACCUCAACUACCUUAAGGAGGUGGAUCAGCUUCGUCUGGAGCGUCUUCAGAUUGAUGAGCAGCUGAGACAAAUAGGAGGGGGAGGUGUUGGAGGAGGAACGGGACCGCGAAAUCCCAAAGACAAGACCUAUGUGUUUGAUAACGGCAUGGGGCUUGGGAUGGGCAGAGGAGCAGGAGGAGGCGGAGGAGGGAAGCCCUAUGUAGGAGGUGGAAGAGGUGGCAGAGGGCGAAGAGGAGGAGGUGCUGCCUUUGCCUCAGGCACCAACUCUGAGGCAUCCAACGCUUCUGAAACUGAAUCAGACCACAGAGACGAGCUCAGCGAUUGGUCACUGGCCCCCACAGAGGACCUAGACAGGAGAGGGACCCUGCCCAGACGGACAGAUGGGAGGAAGAGAGCAGGACGGGGACCGCGAGGACGAGGGGGAAGAGGAAGAGGAGGAUAUAAAGGUGAUGACAUGCAGUGGGGAGAACCGAGACCUCGUCAUAUCAGAGACCCUAAGUCCAGAGCACCAGAAGACACCCUACAGAUCCGUGUAGAUGGGAACAAUGAGCGUAGCGUGCAGACCUCCUCUGCAGCCAGAGGAGGAGGAGGAGGACCUUCCUCAUCCCAGGGCGGAGUCACUGGUGGUGAGGGUCCUCCGCCAUCACCACCGACCCAUCAGAGAAAGAGGGAUGAAGAAGGACAAACAGGACGCUCCUCCGCUGGUGGAACGGAGUCCUCGUAGAUCCGCUCCUGGAGGACCCUCUCACACUGCCAUAAACACACAUGAAACACACAUCCACAGGCAACUGGUCAUGCUUCAUUAUAGUCUCAGUUUCUUGCUUUUUCUUUCUCCUUUUGUCAAACACAU
This is a messenger RNA of Sphaeramia orbicularis (orbiculate cardinalfish), 2320 nucleotides long. It is a transcript of the gene fmr1, whose product is annotated as fragile X messenger ribonucleoprotein 1. The record is from RefSeq and is a predicted model, not a curated record. Gene Ontology annotation, molecular function: mRNA 3'-UTR binding; translation regulator activity. Gene Ontology annotation, cellular component: nucleus; neuron projection; cytoplasmic stress granule. Gene Ontology annotation, biological process: positive regulation of translation; animal organ development; regulation of mRNA stability. NCBI's taxonomy places the organism in Eukaryota, Metazoa, Chordata, Actinopteri, Kurtiformes, Apogonidae.